CCCGGAGUUUGAAGGAAAUCUUGGCGCCGGCGCUACGUCAACCUCGAUGUGAUCAAUGAUAUCUCCGACUUCAUAACCGGGCGGUGUGAUACUCGACUCUACUCUCGCGCUCUACAACUCCCCACCGGUCACAGACCCCUUCGUUCAAGCAAACCACACACCACACCAUCCCCAGCAAGCAUCAGCUUUUGAGCUGGCCUCGUACGGCGCAUGACGGCCGGGAGCAAGCAUGGCGGCUUGGGGUGGCGAAGAAAGAGACGAUGAGUUUCAGUAUUUGUGGCAGGACUUGGGGAACGGAGUGGGAAAUUGGAACUUUGACGGUCUGUUUGAGGAUGCAUAUGACGGACUAGGCUGGGACGCGGACCUUCCAGCGACUGCCUCCCGAUCUCAACAACCCAACGCUCCUCCUCCUCACCACUCUCCUCCCUCCUCAUCCUCCGUCACCAACACACCUCACAAUUCUGCCUCUUGGCAGCGAGGCCCGCCACCAUCACACGAAGCACCUCGUCCUUCUCCCGGCCCCCAUUCCUCCACCUCGACUAUACCGCCCGGACGCCCGCUUUCUUCGCCUUUGCUAGGCAACAACGCCACGUCCCGCUCACACAACACCACGUUACACCAAACUUCACGGCCCACUGCUCAAGCAUCGGCUGCCAACCUAAGCAGCUUGCUCCAAGAACGCUCGCAAGAACUACAUCACAAUCGACAGACGAGCUCGUUUGGCUACAGCCCCGCAGCGUUUGCCCACUCGCCGUUCGACCCACCUGCCUCUCCUUCAUCAGCAUCCAGCUUCAACGGCAUCGAUAUUGACGAUUUGGUGGAAAGCGACAACGACAGUUUGUACGCCGCCAGCAUGCCAGCAACUUCUCGCAAUCGGCGAGCAAAUGAAGAGAGCGUUGUUGAUCUCACGGACGAAUCGGCAUCUGUGAAUGGGCAAGCACACAGUCGGGGUCAAAUGGCCGGUCGCAAACGCUCAGCCGCCAACGAUGGAGGGGUGCGAGCAAGCGCCAGCAAGCGCCGGCGCACAGCUCAGCCAACUACGGCUCAAGAGGAAGAAGGCGACAUCGAAUCCUACGACCUGACCAACGAUGACAAUCCGUCCACCGAGGAAUUGCUCCGGCGCAAACAACAAGAAUCCCUCAUCGCCACUCAACAGCAAUCCUCCGGCGACGACCCCUCACAGCCCCUCCGAAUCGGGCGCAGGCAAUGCAUCAUCUGCCUUGAACCCUUCACCAAUCUCACCAUCACUCCAUGCGGACACGUCUACUGCCAUGAGUGCUUGACGCAGGCGCUGAAAGCCGGGGAGAAGAACAGCGACCGCGGGGUGGGCAGCUGUCCCGUAUGCCGCAAGACGGUGAGCAGGAAGAGAGCGAACAACAUCAUUCCGGUGAGUUUCAUGAAGAGGUCGGCGUGGAAGGGAAAGCAGAAGAGGAGUUUGGAGCAAUUCCGGUAAAAGCAACGGCAAAGCAAGGCACGUCUGUGUGUCAGCGAGGCAGCGAGGCGUUUGUGAGAGCUGGUAUGCGUCCUGGGACCUGGACGAGACGUUUUAUGAUACCCACAUUCAAAUUUGCGGUGCUUUCCACUUGCGCAAAGUCCCGUUGUCAUCACUUUGCUCAAUCCCUGC
This is a messenger RNA of Neohortaea acidophila, 1624 nucleotides long. RefSeq lists its product as uncharacterized. NCBI's taxonomy places the organism in Eukaryota, Fungi, Ascomycota, Dothideomycetes, Mycosphaerellales, Teratosphaeriaceae. The transcript has 2 exons. Bases 230 to 1453 code for a protein of 407 amino acids. The record is from RefSeq and is a predicted model, not a curated record.